CCCACUUUCAACUUUCCAAACCUCUGUUUUUGUUCGAACUUUCCUCUGUUUUUCCCCCCUCGUGACCCACAAAAAUGGCAUCACCAACCUCCCAACGAACCAAUAAAUUCACCACUCUCCGCCUCAGAUUCCUGAUGAUCAUGUUGCUCUGCCACACACCACACGAAUCCAAGCUCUUCUCCGCCAACCAAAACCACCAAAAGAUCUUCUCACCGCCACCACCGCCGCAGCAGCAGCAGCAAGACAGCAAUCCUCACGCCGCCUUCGACACACUAGACCUCGACGGCCACUUCAGCUUCCAAAACACUGCACACGCUUCUCGGGACUUCGGCAACCGGUUCUUCUUCCGGCCAGCAGCGGUCCUCCACCCGAAAUCGGUCUCCGACAUCGCAUCCACGGUGAAGCACGUCUACGAAAUGGGCCCGCUCUCGGGGCUCACCGUGGCCGCCAGAGGACACGGCCAUUCCCUGCAGGGCCAAUCGCAAGCUGACGGCGGGAUAGUUGUCAACAUGGAGUCCCUGACUCGACGGCCGAGUCAGGGGCAUCUUCGUGGUGGUGGUGGUGGUCGUUAUGUCGAUGUGUCGGGUGGAGAGCUGUGGAUCGAUGUCCUGAAGGAGACGCUCAAGCAGGGGCUGGCGCCGAAAUCGUGGACGGAUUACUUGCAUCUCACCGUCGGAGGGACGCUGUCGAACGGCGGGAUCAGCGGCCAGGCAUUCCGGCAUGGCCCCCAGAUCAACAACGUUCAACAAUUGGAGGUUGUCACAGGUAAAGGAGAGGUGGUUACCUGUUCUGAGAAGCAGAAUGCAGAGCUGUUCUUCAGUGUGCUUGGAGGGCUUGGACAGUUUGGGAUCAUAACUCGAGCAAGAAUCUCUCUUGAAGCAGCACCCGACAUGGUGAGAUGGAUUCGAGUUCUGUACUCGGAUUUCUCCAAGUUUUCCACUGACCAAGAGCAUCUGAUAUCCCUUGACGAAUCCUUCGACUACAUCGAAGGAUUCGUGAUUAUAAACCGAACUGGCCUCCUCAACAACUGGAGAUCCUCCUUCCAUCCCAAGGACCCAGUUCAAGCCAGCCAAUUCGUUUCAGAUGGGAAAACCCUCUACUGUCUGGAAGUUGCCAAGUACUACAAUUCACACCAUGACGACGCUGAAACUGUCGACAUGCAAAUCCAAGGACUAUUGUCAAAGCUGCACUUCAUUACCUCCACCCUUUUUGUCUCUGAAGUUUCCUACCUCGGGUUUCUGGACAGGGUCCACGUCGCCGAGAUGAAACUCAGAGAACAGGGUUUAUGGGAAGUUCCACAUCCAUGGCUAUGCCUUUUCAUUCCAGGAAGCAAGAUGGAUCAGUUUGCAAGUCAGGUUUUUGGCAGCAUUGUCACAGACAGUAGCAAUGGUCCAAUCCUCAUUUAUGCACUCAACCAGUCCAAGUGGAACAACAAUAUCAAGAGAACAUCAUUGGUCACUCCAAGAGAAGAUGUUAUUUACCAUGUCUCGUUCUUGGCAUCGGCAGUGCCAUCUUCCACUGGGAAAGACGGGCUGGACUACAUUUUAGCACGAAACCAACGAAUACUAGACUUCAGUUUGGGUGCCGGUAUAGGGUUGAAGCAAUACUUGCCUCAUUACACCACCCAAGAAGACUGGAAGGGUCACUUUGGGUCCAAAUGGGAAGUUUUUCUAAAGAGGAAAUUGACUUAUGAUCCUUUGGCUGUCCUAGCACCUGGACACAGAAUCUUUAAGAGGCAAUACCAAAUCCGAAAGCAAAGCAUCACUGAGGGGCUCUUGAAGAAUACAUGAAGCCAUAGUUACCUAAAAGCUAGUUUGUAAAUGAUUACAGGCCAAGUCCUAUAAUAGUAGGUUUGAUUCCACAGAGUUCAUUAUUAGGACAUAACAGUGGGAAUAACCGAAAACAAGACCGAUUUCGCUAGUUAACCUGAUCAUGUUUAACAAAAGGGGCCAUUUAGAGAAGAUAUUGUAGUAUUAGCUUCACUAAAAAGUGAGGUUGAAUUCGGGUAUAGCAAAGAGUAUUGAAGCUGAUUCCAAGUACAUUACUUUAUUUCUUCCACCAGACAAGCCUCACUGAAUAGCUUGUACCACAAGAUAACCAGAUAUCCCCACAUGCCACAAAGUCCCAAAAGGAAGAAACAGAGAACUAACUCAUCGAAAACUCACAGAUAAGGGCUGAACAGAAGACGGGUUUUGUUCUUCAGCUGCAUCUGUCCAUCCAAGACCCGGCCUUCGUUGUUGUUCUGCCUGUGGCGCUUCGUAGUCCUUAGCAUUAAGGAUCAUCUCCUCGAAGUCGGUCGAGUCACUAGCAACAGGGAGAACACUGCCUAUAUCAUCUCUAGCCCCAAAGCCUCCAGCUCGCAAGACAUCGUCACUCGAUAUAGCAGCUUCCAUGUUUACAUCCCCAGAAGACUUGUAUUCAUUACUUUCAAUGGAAGCUGAACCUUCCUCCACACCAUGCCUGUGAACAUUUGGUCCCGUCUUCUCGUCGAUAACAUCCACCUCAGGAAAAGGUUCAGGCGACUUCUUUUCCAUAAUGGGCAAAUUCAAACUCCUAAUGACUCAAUCAAGUUACGCCCCUUCAGCUACGAACUCCAGUCUACGAAUUGAUGAAUUCUAAGCUUGGAGAAAUUGGGAAACACUCCAUUAGAUGAUCUCCAGAGUUCAUAGUUACGAACCUCGGAGUUGAAUACAAUGAGCAGAAGCGAAAGGUAAAAAAAAACACAUACCGGAAACGAGUCGAUUCCUGCCUGACUAUCGCUGCACGCCGGCUGUCUUUCAGAUUGCAUUGAGGGCAAAUUUUAGCUCUACUCUGGGCUCGACGCCGCCACCAU
This is a messenger RNA of Linum tenue, 2833 nucleotides long. The record is from the annotation of a GenBank genome assembly. Lineage: Eukaryota; Viridiplantae; Streptophyta; Magnoliopsida; Malpighiales; Linaceae.